AUGUUACAAUCUCCACCCACUCGAACGAACAAGAUACUAAAACCUACCAAACAACCACAACAACUUCAAAACAAGCAUCUCCAAAUUGCUGCAAAUGCACAAACAAGAGACCAAGCCAUUUCGGUACCUGAUAAGAGUACUGAGAACAAGGAGGAUCAUGACCAAACAAUCCAUCAAGAAGAGGAUACUGACAAUAAUGAGGAGGAGGAGGAGGAGGAAAGGCAAGAUUCAGGUGACUCACCGAUACCAUGGUUUCCUCCUACCUUUUUCAGCCAAAACUUUCGAAGAUGUAGUAUUACUUCUGAAAGUCAAGCCAUUAAUCUUGAUUCUCCGUUGUUAGUGAUUGGAAAUUAUCAAGUGAACAGAGACUCGGAUUGCUUGGGACAGAACUGGUAUUACAAAAUUUACAAAGGAUAUCAUAUUCAAACAGGAAAUUUCGUUGUCAUGAAGCACAUUUACAAUCAAGAUAUAAUUCCAAAAUUGCGGAAUAGAAUUGAAGAUUUGAGAGAGAGGAUUGCAGAGUCUCGGAGUGAACAUCCAUUCAUUGCACACAUGUUUGCAAGUGUGACCUUACCAGUGAAAGACAGCAAGGGAAACGUGAAAGAAGGUGAAGAGUUUUAUGCAGUCGUUGAAGAAUUCUUGGAGAAUGGAUCGCUUUUCAUGCUUCGAAAUAAGGGCUAUCGACCAAGUGAAAAGGUCAUUGUGAUGUACAUUGAUCAAGUGCUCCAAGGAAUCUUGUAUCUACACAACACGUUAAAGAUUGCGCACUUGAACCUCUCCUCAAAAAACGUCAUGUUAUCAAAGUAUGGUCAAAUCAAGUUGGCCGACAUUGGAUUCAUCAUGACCAAGGAAGAAUACAUCAAGAACAAACCCUGUCUUAAAUAUUGCUCACCCUUAAUGUUUCACAUGACUGAAGGUGAUUGGGAAAAACAAGCACUUGCAGAUAUAUGGAGCGUUGGAUGUCUAGUCAUUGAACUCUUCACAGGCAAACCUCCAUUUCACGACUACUCAUGGGAAGAUUUGUUUCAACUAUUUCAGGAAGAGAACUUUCCUGUUCAUCUCAUUGACAAAUAUUUUCCUCCUAAUUGUUCAGAGUUGGCUUUGGAUUUCCUUCGAUGUUGCUUCUACCAACAUGACUAUUCAAGAUCUUACAUCAAAUCUCUCACUCAUCAUCCUUGGAUUCUUAAAUAUAAAAGUGCAACGCCACAACAUGUUCCAACUGAAUACAACCUUCAAGGUGGCGUCUCAGCCAAGUAUCUCUUCAUGGUUCAUGUUGGUAGUAGAAAGAAAAAGCUUUCUACAUCUGAAACAUUCCAAGAUAUCCAAUCCUUAGAGACCUUUAUUUACACAAAAUGUGACCAUUUAAUUGCGAGCUUGAAAAGAAAGAAAACUUCAAAUCAAAUCGUUGUCAUUGAAAUUUUUGAUAAGGAAUGCAAUGAAUUUGUCGAGUUUGAUGAUUUGAGUCUUCUCGAGGAAGCACCAGCUGUCAAUCAAUUGCGUGUUUCUUGCAUUUCACUACCAUCGACUCCAAAGGUUGAUCCUUUCAAAUCCAUUCAAACUUCCCGAUACGUUCCAUCCCCAACGAGCAGUAGCUUUACAUUCAAAUCUGACAGCUUUUCCUACAAGACUGAUUCCAUCUCGGCCUCCUCAGAAGAAACAUUCUCACCCAGUGAGACUGGUGUUUUGCUUUGGAAUGGAAGAUAUUUACCUUUAAAGAAAAUUCAAAGUGGAGGAUUUUCUUCUGUGUACUUGUGUGAAGAUUGUGCCAAGUCACCCUCUUCAUCUCAAAAAAGAGUAGCUCUCAAAGUUUGUUCAGUCGAUAACUCUGGAGACAAUACCUUGUUGUCCAUAAAUGAAGCCAUGAGAGAGGCGUUCCAAAUGAUGAUGUUCAAUCAUCCAAAUAUUAUUAAGGUUUUGGAUGUGUUUCAACAAAGAUUGAAUCCAAUCUCCUCUCCAAACGAUCUCUACUCACCUCAAAUGUUGUGUAUUGUCAUGCCUUACUAUGACGAAGGAGAUUUAACAACACUCAUCCGAUCGCCUCAACAGCUUCUCUCUCCUCGCAUCAUUUUGACGAUCAUGCUUCAAGUGAUGGAUGCUCUUUGUGAGCUUCAUUCGAGAAAUGUCAUUCAUAGAGAUGUCAAGCCACAGAAUAUUCUAAUUGAAAAAAUAGAAAAGGACAACAAGGGAGCUAUUACACGCUUAAAGGUAUUGUUAUGUGAUUUUGGGCUCUCGAAAUCCUUGAUCGAAAGCAAGGCCUUCAGUGUGUCAGGAACUAUCAAUUACAUGUCACCAGAAGCUCAGUUAAAUCAAGGAUAUGGUGUAAAAACAGACAUUUGGUCUGCAGGUGUGGUUUUAUAUCAAUUACUAACCAGUGAUGAAAGAACAAAUAUCUUUUUAGAAAUGAUACAACGAGGAGAAGAAACUGUGUUGAAUAAUCUGGAAGAAAAUAUUAAGGAAAGAUACAAAACAUUGCCGUCUUCAUCUCAAUCUCCUCUUCCCCAACUCGAGAGUCUUUUGAGGAACAUGUUGAAAUUUUCUCAAAAUGACAGAAUUAGUGCCAAGGAUGCUUUUAAUUAUUGUAGGGAAUGUAUGAACUCGUUGAAAGAAUAA
Messenger RNA from Naegleria fowleri, 2610 nucleotides. RefSeq lists its product as uncharacterized. Gene Ontology annotation, biological process: protein phosphorylation. Gene Ontology annotation, cellular component: cytoplasm. Gene Ontology annotation, molecular function: protein serine/threonine kinase activity; ATP binding. The transcript is spliced from 2 exons. Bases 1 to 2610 code for a protein of 869 amino acids. The record is from RefSeq and is a predicted model, not a curated record. NCBI's taxonomy places the organism in Eukaryota, Heterolobosea, Eutetramitea, Acrasida, Naegleriidae.